GCUGGGAGAAAGAAGUUUCAUGCGACGAACGUGCUCUAAAUAUUGAAAGUUCGAGAUGCCACGGGGAUCCACUAAUAAGCACUGCAAUAACUGCAAUGCAGUUAUUGCAGUGGCUUGCAAGACCUGCAAAAUUUGCCAAGCAGAGCAGCCCAGGCGACAGAGGCUGGCAAAACGACUUAAAACUUUUGAAAAAAAAAAAGAGGAAUGGUUGAAAAACCAAAAAAAAAACAACACCGCCUCACGUGUGAUGGAUGAGGCACAAAUGCUGCUGGAAAAACUGCACGCUUUGGGCCACAGAGCUGUGGUGUUUCUAGCUCGGCCAGGCAAGAAACCUGGCACUUGGUCCAGUCAGGUGGUCCACUCCAAGUGGCAUCUGACUGACCAUGCCAGCAAGUGCCUGGACCGGAUGAAGGACCUAUAUAUGGCGGUUGUUAGAGGUUGGACAGAUAUGCAGACAUCAACCUCCUCCACCAUCCAUCCGUCCACAACCUCUGCCAGCCAGCCGUCUACCUCCUCCACCAUCCAUCCGUCCACAACCUCUGCUAGCCAGCCGUCAACCUCCUCCAUCAUCCAUCCGUCCACAACCUCUGCCAGCCAGCCAUCAACCUCCUCCACCAUCCAUCCGUCCACAACCUCUGCCAGCCAGCCGUCUACCUCCUCCACCAUCCAUCCGUCCACAACCUCUGCCAGCCAGCCAUCAACCUCCUCCACCAUCCAGCCAUCAACCUCCUCCACCAUCCAUCCGUCCACAACCUCCACCAUCCAUCCGUCCACAACCUCUGCUAGCCAGCCGUCAACCUCCUCCAAAAGAGCCUCCACAGGCCCUCUGAGCUUACCUCCAAGAAAAAGCACCAGAAGGAAGACAGAAGAUGGAUCGAAAGAAUGCAGCCAUAUGGUUGGAGAUGACGGGUAUUACCCAGUGAAACGGGUAGUAAAAACAAAAAAACAAAAGGGGAAAAUAAUGGAACUAAUCGAGUGGGAGCCCUGCUCCAUGUGUGGAAAGAUAUUCCAACUUGAGUGGGUACGGAUGGAAGAAACCAAAAAAUAACAAUUUGUUAAUAAUAAUAAAUACAUCUGCAAAAGUGUGAUCUUGAUGUUGUCAUUCAAUUCAUACAUGCGUACAAG
Molecule: messenger RNA, 1125 nt
Organism: Synchiropus splendidus (mandarinfish)
Lineage: Eukaryota; Metazoa; Chordata; Actinopteri; Syngnathiformes; Callionymidae
Exons: 8
Coding region: 56-1048 (330 amino acids)
Source: RefSeq, a predicted model, not a curated record